UGGGGAAGUGAAAGUCAAAAGGGGCCGGGCUGGGCAGAGCUCGUGACCCCCGCGCCUCGCUGUCCCAACACAGAUUCCUAGACCUUUAGCUGUAUGGCCACGCUGAGCCCCCUGCUAUUGGCCGCGCUGCUCUGGGUCCCUGUGGGGACCCUGACCUGCUACGGAGACUCGGGGCAGCCUGUGGACUGGUUCGUUGUCUACAAGCUGCCGGCCCACAGCAGUCCCGGAGAUGUGGCUCAGAGCGGGCUCCGGUACAAGUACUUGGACGAGGAGUCAGGAGGCUGGCGCGACGGCGCGGGGUCCAUCAACAGCUCCACAGGCGCCUUGGGCCGCAGCCUGCUGCCGCUGUACCGAAACACCAGCCAGCUAGCUUUCCUGCUCUACAAUGAUCAACCGCCUAAAUACAGAGGAUCUCAGCACUCUAACCGUGGGCACACGAAGGGUGUACUGCUCCUGGACCAAGAAGGGGGCUUCUGGCUAAUCCACAGCGUUCCAAACUUCCCUCCACCUUCCUCCUCUGCUGCAUACAGCUGGCCUCCUAGCGCCCGAACCUAUGGGCAGACACUGAUCUGCGUAUCUUUCCCUCUCACCCAGUUCCUGAAUAUCAGCAGACAGCUGACCUACACCUACCCCAUGGUGUAUGAUUACAAGCUGGAGGGAGACUUCGCCAGGAAAUUCCCCUACCUGGAGGAGGUAGUCAAGGGCCAUCAUGUUCUCCAGGAACCCUGGAACAGCAGUGUAACACUCACAUCAAAAGCAGGGGCCUCAUUCCAGAGCUUUGCUAAGUGUGGAAACUUUGGAGACGACCUGUACUCUGGCUGGUUGGCAGAAGCCCUUGGCAGCAACCUGCAGGUCCAAUUCUGGCAAAGAUCUGCUGGAAUCCUGCCCUCCAACUGCUCUGGGGUCCAGCACGUGCUGGAUGUGACCCAGAUAGCCUUUCCUGGCCCAGCGGGGCCAAACUUCAAUGCCACAGAAGACCACUCCAAGUGGUGUGUAGCCCCAGAAAGGCCCUGGACCUGUGUGGGUGACAUGAAUCGGAACAAAAGAGAGGAGCAUCGGGGUGGGGGCACACUGUGUGCCCAGCUGCCUGCACUCUGGAAGGCCUUCAAGCCUCUGGUGAAGGCCUGGGAGCCCUGUGAGAAGGAGAACAGGGCCUUCUCUCCAAGAAGCCCAGCAAAGGAUUAAGGCUCAGGGGCCAAUUCAGACUUCAGUUUGAAUCUGUUUAGUCCCCUCUCAACAGUUCAGCCUUAAUUGUGUGCCUCUGUGACUCAGUCUACUCAUCUGCAAAAUGGGAAUCCUAACACCUGCCUCAGGAUUGCUAAGGAAUAAAAGUGAAUUGGUGAA
Messenger RNA from Sus scrofa (pig), 1344 nucleotides. It is a transcript of the gene DNASE2, whose product is annotated as deoxyribonuclease 2, lysosomal. Lineage: Eukaryota; Metazoa; Chordata; Mammalia; Artiodactyla; Suidae. Gene Ontology annotation, biological process: apoptotic DNA fragmentation. The record is from RefSeq and is marked provisional. Gene Ontology annotation, molecular function: deoxyribonuclease II activity.